Toxotes jaculatrix (banded archerfish) is the source of this 2449-nucleotide messenger RNA. RefSeq names its product dihydrouridine synthase 3-like (S. cerevisiae) (gene dus3l). Gene Ontology annotation, biological process: tRNA processing. NCBI's taxonomy places the organism in Eukaryota, Metazoa, Chordata, Actinopteri, Toxotidae. Gene Ontology annotation, molecular function: flavin adenine dinucleotide binding; tRNA dihydrouridine synthase activity; metal ion binding. The transcript is spliced from 16 exons. The coding region runs from base 310 to 2229 and encodes 639 amino acids. The record is from RefSeq and is a predicted model, not a curated record.
CAACCGUUUCCGCACGCCGCAGGGUUGUUGCUGUGCAUCUCAGGGUGAGAAACAGACGUUCAAUCCGAGUUAACUUUAAUUCAGUUAGCUUUAGUAUUUUUUGACAAGACGUUUAAAGAGCAUAAAUUUACAUUUGUUGUUCAGGGUGUCGCAAGCGUCAACCGCCCUCCGUUAGCUGCUAGCUUGUUAGCAGCGUCUGGAUUACUCGGUUAAUUCAACUGUUGCAACAAAAUAUGCCACAGUAGCAGUGUACUCGGACAACCUUAGAAACAAAAGAGAAAGGAUUGGGGAAAAGCCUGUGAAGGUGGGAUGGAAAAAGCGACAGACAGCACUGUUGAAAAGGGGACAGAUGUGGCCGUAAAGGGUGAAGCUGCCAUCAGACCACAAUUCCUAACAACCAAAGAAAAAUUUCACAAGGUUAUAGAUUCUGAGUGGCAGGGCUCAAAAGGAGAAAAUGCCAGUGAUAAUGGCACAGCUGAGGAGACAAAGGAGACCUUUGUGGAGGAACCUGAAGCUAAAAAGCUCAAACUGGACCCAGAGGAAAGGACUAAAACCGGGAAGCAAGAUGGCAAACGCCUUCGAGGACAAAAUAAGUCAAGGCCACACACUAAGCCUACCGCCUAUGAUGAAAAACGACUGUGUCUCUCAGUCAUUAAGGACAAUAGGGAAUGCCCCUUUGGAGACAAGUGCCACUUUCAUCAUGACGUUGCUGAGUACAUGGCCUCGAAGCCUGCUGACAUCGGGGAAAGCUGCUACCUCUAUGACACAUUUGGAAAGUGUACUUAUGGUCUCUCUUGCCGCUUCGCCAAGGCGCACACUACGCCGGACUUCAAAACCAUGGAGGACACAGAUCUAGUUAAAGCUUAUGAAGGCAGGAACCCGGUGAAGAACAGCCUGAGUAAAGACCUCCAGAAUCGUCUGAGGAAGCGUUCGGUGGCCUUCAAAAAGUCAGCAGAGUACCUGAAAACGCUUUCAAACAACAGAGACAAAAAAGAACAGCAAGGAAGCGGUGAACCUUGUGCAGCUGAAGUAUCUGCAGAUCCAACAGAAGGGGAGCAGCAUGUGUCUACUGCAGCAGAAACACAGUCCAGCCCAGAUAAGCAGCCUCCAGUGAAGACUGUUGGCCCACUGACUGAUGAAGAUGUCAUCAAGUUGCGCCCAUGUGAAAAAAAACAGGUGGACUUUCAAGACAAGCUCUACCUUGCUCCUCUAACAACUUGUGGAAAUCUGCCUUUCCGUCGUGUGUGUAAGCGCUUUGGCGCAGACAUCACCUGUGGGGAGAUGGCCAUGUGCACAAACCUGCUGCAAGGGCAGCAGUCAGAGUGGGCCCUCCUCAAGAGGCACGAAAGUGAAGAUGUUUUCGGCGUCCAGGUGGAGGGCUGCUUCCCCGACACCAUGACGAGGUGUGCAGAGCUCAUCAACAACAACACUGAAGUUGACUUUGUGGACAUCAACUCUGGAUGCCCCAUCGAUCUUGUCUACAAGAAGGGUGGAGGCUGCGGCUUGAUGACACGCACGAGAAAGUUUGAACAGAUAGUGAAGGGAAUGAACUAUGUCCUUGAUGUCCCUUUAACAGUCAAGAUCCGCACUGGUGUUCAGGAGAAGUGCAACAUCGCACACAAACUCAUCCCAGAGAUGAAAAAUUGGGGUGUCUCCAUGAUCACAUUGCACGGCCGAUCCAGAGAGCAGCGCUACACUAAGUUAGCUGACUGGGACUACAUCACCACCUGCUCCAAGCUGGCUAGUCCUGUCCCACUGUUUGGAAAUGGAGACAUUCUGUCCUAUGAAGAUGCCGUGAAAGCGAAAGAGACUGGAGUUUCUGGUAUUAUGAUUGCAAGAGGUGCUCUCAUUAAGCCCUGGAUCUUCACUGAGAUAAAGGAGAACAGACACUGGGACAUUUCGUCCAAUGAGCGACUGGACAUCCUCAGGGAUUUCACCAACUUCGGUCUGGAGCACUGGGGCUCUGACACUCGAGGUGUGGAGAAGACCCGCACCUUUAUGCUGGAGUGGCUCUCCUUCAUGUGCAGAUAUAUUCCAGUGGGAUUGUUGGAGCGAGUGCCUCAGAAAAUCAAUGAGCGACCUCCAUACUACAUGGGCAGAACCUACCUAGAGUCACUGAUGGCCAGUCAAAACGUUGGGGACUGGGUCAGGAUAAGUGAAAUGCUCCUUGGACCCGUACCGAAGAAUUUCAACUUUUUGCCCAAACAUAAAGCCAAUGCCUACAAGUGAUUUUCUUUUUGUCUGACUACUAAAAAAAACAUCCACGUUUUUAAUUUUGUUGUUUGCUUUUUUUAUUGGCUGUGGAGCGUAAGGUUAAAAGAAAGAAAAUCUUUUGUGUUUUAAAUGAUAAAGGCUAUUUAAUAGUCUGUUUAUUUGACCUGUGGUGUUGUUGUAGAACACAUGAGUGUUUGUGUACUUGAAAUAUAUGCAAUAAAGUCUUUGGCCAGAC